GAAGGUUAUAAGUGGCAUUUGGGCCCCUCUAAUAAGUCAAAAGCUUCUGCUGCCAGGACAUAUAACAGUCCGUCGCAGUACAGAAUGUUUCAGUGUAGAAUUCCUCAAGAAGGAAAAGUAUUACCUGUCCUACUGACGCUCCUCAAAAAUAUCAUCAUAUGUAUCUAUUCAUGUUUGGAGGCUCUGGUAAAACUCUUCAUUCCCAAGAACAGGAAGUCCAUCUCUGGAGAAAUUGUUCUCAUCACUGGUGCUGGACAUGGACUCGGUAGAGCAACAGCUUAUGAGUUUGCCAAACAUCAAAGUGUGCUGGUCCUUUGGGAUAUCAAUAAGCAAGGUGUGGAAGAGACAGCUGAGGAAUGCAGAAAGUUGGGUGCCAUUGUACAUGCAUUUGUAGUGAACUGCAAGAACAGGGAGGAAAUCUACACAGUUGCAGACAAGGUGAAAAAAGAUAUUGGAGAUGUUAGCAUCUUGGUGAAUAAUGUUGGAGUGAUAACCGCAGCCAAACUACUUUCAACCAAAGAUGAGCAGAUCCAAGACAUGUUUGAUGUCAAUGUUCUUUCACAUUAUUGGACAACCAAGGCAUUUCUACCAGCAAUGAUUAAAAAUAAUCAUGGCCAUAUUGUCACGGUUGCUUCCAUUUCUGGAUAUAUUGGUCUUCCAUUCGCAGUGACUUACACUUCAAGCAAGUUUGCAGCCGUUGGAUUCCAUGAGAGUCUGAAAGAAGAGCUACGUUUUUUGGGAAAAGAUGGGAUCCAGAUGACAUGCAUGUGUCCCUCUAUUAUCAAUACUGGAUUUACAAAGAUGAACAAAACACUAAUGGUUCCUGUGUUAAAGGCUGAGGACGCGGCCAAAGAUUUGAUGGAAGGAAUACUUACAAAUCAGAAAAUUGUUUUCUCUCCACCUUGGGCAAAGAUAAUUGUCGUUUCUUCAAAGUUUCUGCCGCAACGUGCUUGCAAUGCUCUUGUGGAUACUGAAAAGAACAACUAUUAUAAGCUGUUACAAUGAACAAAAUACCAGUUAAUUCCACACAUUACUUGACAUAACAUAUAUGUUUUUCUCCUUUUCUUUCUAUGAACAAAUUCAUUCUUAUUUCUAAG
This is a messenger RNA of Anolis sagrei ordinatus, 1097 nucleotides long. Its product is annotated as 17-beta-hydroxysteroid dehydrogenase 13-like. NCBI's taxonomy places the organism in Eukaryota, Metazoa, Chordata, Lepidosauria, Squamata, Anolidae. The record is from RefSeq and is a predicted model, not a curated record. Gene Ontology annotation, molecular function: oxidoreductase activity, acting on the CH-OH group of donors, NAD or NADP as acceptor.